This is a messenger RNA of Aplysia californica (California sea hare), 1262 nucleotides long. RefSeq names its product verprolin. Lineage: Eukaryota; Metazoa; Mollusca; Gastropoda; Aplysiida; Aplysiidae. The record is from RefSeq and is a predicted model, not a curated record.
UACCGGACAAGGCCGCCACUGAGGGCAGUGACCGUCUGCAGUCGCUCAUAUCCAAGUAUCGCAGCCACAGUGAGAAAACGGAACAGCAGCAGCAACUGCAACAGCCACGGGUAGUAAAACCACUACCCGGAUUCGUGGCGUCCAAAAUCGUCUCGAAGAACCGGUUCGGCUCCGGCGGUUCCACGACUCCGAAAGCACCAAUGAGACGCACCAGUGACCCGACCUCCCCUUCGGAGACGCCCAUAUCGCCUCUCGCCAAGCAAGACGGGGACACGCCCACUCCCAUCAUGUCCUCGCGACCGGCGAAGAAACUCCCCCCUCCCCCACCGCCUCCCAAACCCACCUCAAGUAGCCACGCCUUGAAGUCGCCUUUCAUGCAGACUCUAUCUUCCGAAAGUGCCAAAGUCACAUCUACUUCUUCAUCAACCACUCCUACAAGACAGCAACCUCAGACGCCGUUGAGAGCAAGCAGCAACACGUCUCCUCUGUCUUCCUUACGUGCCUCGUCCAUCCCAGUGCCUAGACCAGCUUCCCCAGCCAUACCCGCCUCCCCUGCCAACGGCACGCCCCCCAGUAGAAGUCUGAGCAGCUCAGGACUUGGACAUUCAGCAUCGAGCGCCGAAGCCCUCAACGACAGUUCUGAGCAGAAAGAUAUUAACGCCCUCAUACAAAAGCUCACUUUGUUUGACGAAAUGGCUGCUUUUUGAAAAUGGCUUCCAGUUGGAUAUAUGAUGGUAUUUAAAAGUUCUGGAGACAUGAAAGGAUUCUCAACACAGCUCAAGGAUGACUGACCUGCUCUCGAUCCCGCCCAGUGUCGUGUUGAAAUCACCCAUCAAGAUGUUUCUACAUGUAUCUUGAUUGGUCUUUCUCACGACCCCAUUUCUGUGAUAAUAAUUCUUCGCACGCCAAUAUUAUUAUUCUUGUCUUUACUUUUAAGUACAUCAUUUUGACGCGGAUGGCGUCAUUUUCCUGCUCUUUGAGAUUUUGCUCAGCUAAUGCGCGAAGAACAUUAAAGUCUCAGCUUAUAUCUCAUGCGUCUCUUAUGACAAGAGCUCUAGAAAACCUGGUCUUUACAUAAACCCUUCACAUAUCCCGCCCCCGCCCCUCCUCCCAUUACCGAAAGCAGUUAUGUAUAUACACCCACAUAAACACAAAAUGAAUUAGCAGUUAGAGAAUGACAAUGCGCUGUUUGGCUCAUCCUAUACUUCAUCAUGAUAUUUUUGUGUAUUUUUGUAUUAUUAAAGUAGCAGCCAAUAGUGCUU